AUGGCGCCGGCCAAUUUCAAGGGGAUCUUCUCUCCCACCGAGAAGCGCAUUUGGGAGAAGGAAUCGGGAUUCGUUAGUCUGUUGAAGAACUCCUUUUCCCUUCCGACCCUCCUCGUUUUAGGCGGCCUUGGCCAGGGUAUUCUCUCACUCUUCCUUCCAUCCCGUUACGCCCUCCUCCCGCUAGUCUUCUUACUCCUACGCGCUGUGGUAUGUACCGUCCGCGAUGUUACCUCUCUUGAACGGUUCAUCGCCAACCGGGGAGUAAUCAAUGGACGCACCUCGGCCCAACUUCCGAACUUAAGCUACGACCCUCUUCGGUCCGAAAAGGCCUCUCUCUUCGGUUCAGCCCCAGCGGAGAGUAGCGUCGUAGUGCUCCACCUAGGUGCCCGUUUUAAUCACCCGCUCGGCGCUUUGGCACCGGGCAGCAAGGAGGUUGGCGAAAAGUUUAUGGCUUGCCAUAGGGAGGUCCUAAACCGCGCGAAGGAGUUUGGCUGCCUCGGUGGAACGUCGUACCGGGGCGACGAGACGGCGUCCAACAACACGCUCAUGACUGUGUACUAUUUCCGGGACUUGGAGGGGCUAAACCGCUUCGCGCACGAUCGUAUUCACCGCGAGGUGUGGGACUGGUACAACAAAGAGUGCGUCAAGAAGGGGUAUUCGCAUAUCGGCAUCUUCCACGAGGCUUUCUGCGCACCGGCGGGCGCUUACGAGACCAUUUACGUCAACAUGCAGCCCACGCUGCUAGCGGCGGGUAGUGCAGACGUCGCGAACCAGGCAUCCGGGACAGAGGAAUGGAAACUAGCAAUCAUGACAACGCCCCGUGACAACCCUGCGCCAGACUCCAACCUGAACCCACAAAAGACUACUCAGAAAGCGCGCCCCGGCAAUUCGUGA
Chaetomium globosum CBS 148.51 is the source of this 894-nucleotide messenger RNA. RefSeq lists its product as uncharacterized. Bases 1 to 894 code for a protein of 297 amino acids. The transcript has 3 exons. NCBI's taxonomy places the organism in Eukaryota, Fungi, Ascomycota, Sordariomycetes, Sordariales, Chaetomiaceae. The record is from RefSeq and is a predicted model, not a curated record.